AUGUCGUACCCACGUGAAGUGGUACGGUAUGCUCCUAUAGAGGAUAAUGAAAUACACGCGCUUAUACGCGGAAAACCAUCAUUCUGCAAGGCGAAUAUUCGGGUCAGCACGAUGCAGUUUCAAGACCGUUUGGCUUAUCUCGACAAACGCUAUGACCAUUUGAGGAAGAUGACGCAUUCUCUUCGAAAGAAAGUCAAUGAGCUUGAGGAUAUUAUGCGACUUGACAAUGACGAAGAAAACAUGGAAACAAUAAAAUCAUUGUUGGCUGAGAUUAAAAAAGAAAAGCAAAUGAUGCGGGAUGAAGCUCAUAUUAUUAAAGGCGAAUUAUCGAAAACUAUGUAUAACGAGGAUUUGAGGUCAAAAAUUCUAAACUUCAUCGAUCAAUUCGAAUGCUUCUGGUACGAUGAGCCAGAAAGACGUCUCGCUGGCGAAUGGAAGCGAAUUGAUGAGGAACGGAAGACGUCAGCUGCUGGAUCCGAAGGUUCGUCGUCAGUUGUCGGAGAUGACGACACUCCGUCGUCGUCGUCUAUCGAUGGCCACACCACAAAAAUACGACCCUAUUAA
Molecule: messenger RNA, 564 nt
Organism: Caenorhabditis bovis
Lineage: Eukaryota; Metazoa; Nematoda; Chromadorea; Rhabditida; Rhabditidae
Source: the annotation of a GenBank genome assembly